CGCUCAAAAGCUUGCCUAGGUCUAGCUUUUCAUCGGUUUCAUGGCUCCGGCGGCUCUAUCCUAGAUUUAACCGGUGGUUUUGUUGCCGCUGCAACAGCAAACAGUGUAAAGACCAAUACUACCGGUUAAAUAUAGGGUUAGGGUUUAAGAACAUCAUGCGAAAUUGCGAACUGGGCGAAGUUCUAUAAACCAUUUAUCCCACCUAUUACCAUAAAUCGUCGAAGCUUCUUCUGGUUUAGCAUCGAUAGUAGGGUAUCGGAAACUUAAAAGUAGAAACAAGGAAAGGAAGAAGUAGACGAAUAUGUCGAUACUGAGGCGCAGAAAAGCCUCUGAAACUGAAAAAGCUUCUAAAGAGGAUACUCAUAAAGAGACAAAAUAUAAAGGCGUCGAAGAUGAGAAGAAGGAUAAGAUUUCGAAGAGGAAGGUAGAGGAGAAAAAGAAGAAAUGGUCUUGCAUCGAUAGUUGCUGCUGGUUGAUUGGUUGCAUCUGCUCGAUUGGGUGGUUUCUACUCUUUCUCUAUAAUGCUAUGCCGGCGUCUUUCCCUCAGUAUGUGACCGAAGCCAUUAACGGACCAUUGCCCGAUCCACCUGGCGUAAAAUUGCAGAAAGAAGGCUUGACAGUGAAGCACCCGGUGGUGUUCGUUCCGGGCAUCGUCACCGGCGGACUCGAGCUUUGGGAAGGGCAUCAGUGCGCUGAUGGGCUGUUCAGAAAACGGCUUUGGGGCGGGACAUUUGGAGAAGUCUACAAGAGACCCUUAUGCUGGGUUGAACACAUGUCACUAGACAAUGAAACUGGACUUGAUCCUUCUGGUAUAAGAGUUAGGCCUGUCCCAGGACUUGUGGCAGCAGAUUACUUUGCACCUGGCUAUUUUGUCUGGGCGGUUCUAAUUGCCAAUUUGGCCCGCAUUGGGUAUGAGGAGAAAACCAUGUACAUGGCUGCAUAUGACUGGAGGCUCUCAUUUCAGAACACUGAGGUGCGAGACCAUACCUUGAGCAGGAUAAAAAGUAAUAUAGAACUUAUGGUAGCUACAAAUGGUGGGAGAAAGGUCGUUGUUAUUCCACAUUCAAUGGGAGUUCUGUAUUUUUUACAUUUCAUGAAGUGGGUUGAGGCACCAGCUCCAAUGGGCGGUGGGGGUGGGUCAGAUUGGUGUGCUAAGCAUAUAAAGGCAGUUAUGAACAUUGGUGGACCAUUUUUGGGUGUGCCAAAAGCAGUCUCGGGACUUUUCUCUGCUGAAGCCAAAGAUAUUGCUGUUGCCAGGGCUAUUGCACCUGUUUUUUUGGACAAGGAUGUAUUUGGUCUUCAAGCUUUACAGCAUUUUAUGCAGAUGACCCGUACAUGGGAUUCAACCAUGUCAAUGAUACCAAAAGGCGGAGACACUAUCUGGGGUAAUAUGGACUGGUCUCCAGAGGAAGGUUAUGCCUGUAAUCCACAAAGACAAAGAAAUAAUGAAACUCAGGUUGCAGGCCAAAGUGGGACAGAGGGUCUUAGCUAUCCAAAAAGAGUGAACUAUGGAAGAAUCAUAUCAUUUGGGAAAGAGGUGGCAGAGGAACAUUCGUCCAAAAUCGAGAGGAUGGAUUUUUGGGAUGCUGUUAAGGGUAAUAACCUUGGAAAUACAACCUGUCGUGAUGUAUGGACAGAGUACCAUGACAUGGGCUGGGGAGGUAUUAAAGCUGUAGGAGACUAUAAAGCUUACACAGCUGGAUCAAUUUUGGAUCUGCUUCAUUUUGUUGCUCCAAAGAUGAUGAAACGUGGAGAUGCUCAUUUUUCAUAUGGGAUUGCUGAGAAUUUGGAUGACCCCAAAUACAAUCACUACAAAUAUUGGUCAAAUCCUUUGGAAACCAAAUUACCAAAUGCCCCUGACAUGGAAAUCUAUUCAAUGUAUGGAGUUGGCAUUCCCACAGAAAGAGCAUAUAUUUACAAGCUAACCCCUGCUGCUGAAUGCUACAUACCCUUUCAGAUAGAUACCUCGGCAGAGGGUGAAAAUGAGGGUAGCCGUCUCAAAGGUGGAGUGUUUUCAGUUGAUGGAGAUGAAACUGUGCCUGUUCUAAGUGCAGGUUUCAUGUGUGCAAAAGCUUGGCGUGGGAAAUCUAGGUUCAAUCCUUCAGGCAUUCGGACUUUCAUUCGGGAAUAUGAUCAUGCUCCUCCAGUCAAUCUUUUAGAGGGCCGGGGGACCCAGAGUGGUGCUCAUGUUGACAUAAUGGGAAAUUUUGCUCUGAUUGAGGAUAUCAUAAGAGUGGCAGCAGGAGCUACAGGAGAAGAGCUGGGGGGUGAUCGAGUUUACUCAGACAUCUUUAAGUGGUCUGACAGUAUCAACUUGCAGCUCUAAUCUCAGUUGUUGCCUGCAGGGGACUUGGAUCUUUAAUCCUUUGGGAGACGGUAGAUGGAGUAUCUGAAGAAGACAUGCAUUUUUCCCUCUUGCCUGGACUUGGAGAGAUGAAUAAGUUAAUUUAGCUGAAGUUCCCAAGUAUUGCCAUCUUCUACUUGUACGUUAUAGGAAAGCAUAUUCAUGAAUCGUGAAGUUAAAACGGGAGGGGUGGAAAUGAAGGAAACGAAAAAGAAGCAAUUAGUGUGGUUUGGAGAUUCAGGGAUCCUACAUCUACUUGGUUUCCUCACCUAUUAUGUAGUAUUUUUUCUUUCAUUUUUCAUUUCACUAGGAAAUUUGUGAAUAGUAUGAAUUAUUUACCCCCAAAAAAAGCUGUAAUAUUGAGAUUUAUUGUAAUUAUAGUUUCUAGUGAGUCCUACCUCUGUAAUUCUAA
This is a messenger RNA of Nelumbo nucifera (sacred lotus), 2756 nucleotides long. Its product is annotated as phospholipid:diacylglycerol acyltransferase 1-like. The record is from RefSeq and is a predicted model, not a curated record. Gene Ontology annotation, biological process: lipid metabolic process. Lineage: Eukaryota; Viridiplantae; Streptophyta; Magnoliopsida; Proteales; Nelumbonaceae.